This is a messenger RNA of Mesoplodon densirostris (Blainville's beaked whale), 2031 nucleotides long. RefSeq names its product urocanate hydratase 1 (gene UROC1). Gene Ontology annotation, molecular function: urocanate hydratase activity. NCBI's taxonomy places the organism in Eukaryota, Metazoa, Chordata, Mammalia, Artiodactyla, Ziphiidae. Gene Ontology annotation, biological process: L-histidine catabolic process. The transcript has 20 exons. Bases 1 to 2031 code for a protein of 676 amino acids. The record is from RefSeq and is a predicted model, not a curated record.
AUGUCCAGUUUCCAGGCGCUGUGCUCCGGCCUGCCCUUGCGGCCCCUCCCAGAGAACCGGGGACGCUGGGCCGGGGUGCCCCACGCCCCGGUCAGGACCCCCGGCCUCAGCCCCGCUGAGGAGCAGCUGGCGCUGAGGAAUGCCCUCCGGUACUUCCCCCCGGACACCCAGGAGCUGCUGGCCCCCGAGUUCGCCCAGGAGCUGCGACUGUAUGGGCACAUCUACAUGUACCGCUUCUGCCCCGACAUUGAAAUGAAGGCCUACCCAGUGGAGCAGUACCCCUGCCGGACGAGAGUGGCUGCAGCUAUCAUGCACAUGAUCAUGAACAACCUGGACCCUGCCGUGGCCCAGUUUCCCCAGGAGCUCGUGACCUACGGAGGAAACGGGCAGGUGUUCAGCAACUGGGCUCAGUUCUGGCUGACGAUGUCCUACUUGUCCCAGAUAACAGAGGAGCAGACGCUGGUCAUGUAUAGCGGGCACCCCCUGGGCCUCUUCCCCAGCAGCCCCGGGGCCCCAAGGCUGGUCAUCACCAACGGGAUGGUCAUUCCCAACUACUCCUCCAGGAUGGAGUACGAGAAGCUCUUUGCCAUGGGGGUUACAAUGUACGGCCAGAUGACGGCGGGCAGCUACUGCUACAUUGGUCCCCAAGGCAUCGUCCACGGCACAGUGCUCACCAUCCUGAAUGCCGGGCGGCGCUACCUGGGCGUCCAGGACCUGGCCGGGAAGGUCUUUGUCACCUCCGGGCUCGGCGGGAUGAGUGGGGCUCAGGCCAAAGCUGCCGUCAUCGUGGGCUGCGUCGGCGUGAUUGCGGAGGUGGAUGGAGCGGCCCUCGUGAAACGCCACAAGCAAGGCUGGCUGAUGGAAGUGACCGACAGCUUGGACCGCUGCAUUGAAAGACUCAGGGAAGCGAGGAAGAGGAAGGAGGCCCUCAGCCUUGGAUACCAUGGCAAUGUGGUGGAUCUUUGGGAGCGCCUGGUCCGUGAACUGGACACGACAGGGGAGCUUUUGGUGGACCUGGGGUCAGACCAGACGUCCUGCCACAACCCGUUCAACGGUGGCUACUACCCCGUGCAGCUGGGCUUCGCAGAGGCCCAGAGCCUCAUGGCCUCCGACCCUGCUGCCUUCAAAGCCCUGGUCCAGGAAAGCCUGAGGAGGCACGUCUCGGCCAUCAACAGGCUGGCCCAGGAGAACUUCUUCUUUUGGGACUAUGGCAACGCCUUCCUCCUGGAGGCCCAGAGAGCAGGGGCUGACGUGGGGAAGACGGGCGCCAACAGGACGGAGUUCCGCUACCCCUCGUACGUCCAGCACAUUAUGGGGGACAUAUUCUCCCAGGGAUUUGGGCCUUUCCGCUGGGUGUGCACAUCCGGGGACCCACAGGACCUGGUGGUCACGGAUCAGCUGGCCACGUCAGUGCUGGAGGAGGCCAUUGCUGGUGGAGUGAAUCCAGCUGUGGAGCAGCAGUACAUGGACAACAUCCGCUGGAUCCGGGAGGCCUCCCAGCACCGGCUGGUGGUGGGCUCCCAGGCCAGGAUCCUGUACUCGGACCAGAAAGGCCGUGUGGCCAUCGCCGUGGCCUUCAACCAAGCCAUCGCCCGUGGGAAGAUCAAGGCACCAGUGGUCCUGAGCCGAGACCACCAUGAUGUAAGCGGCACAGACAGCCCGUUUAGGGAGACCUCCAACAUUUGCGAUGGCUCUGCCUUCUGUGCAGACAUGGCCGUGCAGAACUUCGUGGGAGAUGCCUUCCGGGGAGCCACCUGGGUUGCCCUGCACAACGGCGGGGGUGUCGGCUGGGGUGAGGUGAUCAACGGGGGAUUUGGCCUUGUGCUGGACGGGACCCAGGAGGCUGAGCAGAAGGCCAAGAUGAUGCUCAGCUGGGACGUCUCCAACGGAGUGGCCCGCCGCUGCUGGUCCGGGAACCCGAAGGCCUACGAGAUCAUCUGCCGCACGAUGCAGGAGGACAGGGGCUUGGUGGUGACGCUGCCCCAUGAGGUGGCGGAUGAGCGUGUGCUCCAGCGGGCCCUGCGGCUGUGA